AUGUUUUUAAAAUUCUUGAAAUCUGCGGGUCUCUUGCGUCCGUCUCUGUUGUCUUUGAAAGCGCAGACCGGCCGAGUUGUUUCCCGAUCUUCGCACGAUUACCUUCCGCCCACACAGUACGACAUUCCCAUACCGAAGAGGCUGAACAUCAUUUACGUGUUACGGGUCUAUUGGGAAACCAUUCCAUUAUUUUCAGUGACCGCUCUCAGUUUUACUCUUUGCCUAUUAUCUAUAGCGUAUGCGACGCAACACAAAAUCGACGUCGUGUAUAAGACGCGCAGUCGUGAUAACAUCUCGCGCACGAUGGACUUGCGCAAUCCCCAAACUCUCAAGAUCAUCAUCAUCAACCAACGCUACGAACCGUGGCCAGAGAUGCAGGACGUGCUCGACAAGAUGAACUCUGCUCAGAAGCGGGCAUUAGUCCGGGCGGAGUCCUGUUCGCACGCGUAA
This is a messenger RNA of Leptosia nina, 450 nucleotides long. NCBI's taxonomy places the organism in Eukaryota, Metazoa, Arthropoda, Insecta, Lepidoptera, Pieridae. The record is from the annotation of a GenBank genome assembly.